Molecule: messenger RNA, 2166 nt
Organism: Haliotis rubra (blacklip abalone)
Lineage: Eukaryota; Metazoa; Mollusca; Gastropoda; Lepetellida; Haliotidae
Product: glutamate receptor ionotropic, kainate 5-like
Exons: 14
Coding region: 1-2166 (721 amino acids)
Cellular component (GO): Golgi cisterna membrane
Molecular function (GO): acetylgalactosaminyltransferase activity; glutamate-gated receptor activity
Source: RefSeq, a predicted model, not a curated record
AUGGAUGUUGACAUAAUGUUCACUAUUGGCUUUCUGAAUCGAGUUGUCUGGAACACCAGACAAGGCAAGCCAUUCUUCCCCAUCUACUUCAGCAGGUACGACCCACGAUCAAUUCAAACCAGGGACGAAGAAUCAACCCAACGUUUUGCAUUCGAUGAGCUUUUCGGAACGUGGCGAUAUUUUAGUUAUGGUAUCGUUGGAAUAUAUACAAGUGAUAUAUUAGAUGCGGGAAAUUUUGACAGGUCGCUGCAGGGCUGGGGGAUGGAAGAUGUGGAGUUUUAUCAUCAGUGCCUAAAGUCGAAGCUGCAGGUGUUCAGGUCUGUUGACCUAGAACCAGUACACUAUACCUGGCCGACUGCUGUUGGUUCCGGAAUAAUCAAGAUGCUGGGCUGGACAUCCGUAACCAUUAUCACUAAUCAUGAAACAGAAACAGAGGUGUCACUACUGGUGGAAUCCACUGACGCCAUGCCGCACACCAUUCUACGUGUUGGUCCCACUACAAAUCGGACGUUCCUCCAAGACUAUUUGAUGAGAGUGCAGCUGAUGCAAUCACGGCAUCACAACUACCUCGUCGUCUGUGGGCGGACCUGCAUCGCCGAUGUCCUCGAUGUGGUUAACAAUCUUGACGCCGAGUCCGGCUACAGAACAUUUACCCGCAGCCAGUCACGAUGGGUAGUGUUGGAGCCACCUGGUGGAUUUCCAAAUCUGACGUUACUGGGUGAUCAACUGGAUAACCUGGUUACGGUGAACCAGACGGGGGGUGAUAUUGACUUGUACACGCUGAUGUGGGCCCCCGGGGGCCGGGAGUGGCGCCAGAUCAACAUGGACGCAUGCAGGCAAAACUGUUCCCUAGCAUCUCAAAUAUUUCCUAACAGCUUUAUUGGUUAUAAUGGGAAACGCCUAACUGUUGCUCUGAUGGAGUGGAGACAGUUCAUCAUAAGAUACGUCUUAGUGGAACCUCCUGACCGACGCUGGGGUGUUGAGAUAAACGGCCACUGGGACGGCAUCGUACGUCAACUCAUAGACAGGGAGGUGGAUUUUACGAUUGCUCCCCUAGCAAUGUCAUCAGAACGCCAGCGAGUGAUCGACUUCCUUUCCACGCCUAUCUCAUACGAGUACUCUGACAUAGCAUUUAGGCGGCUCGACAAGCGAGUGUCAAAAUGGCGUCUUUUACUGGACUUGUUUCAUCCUAAAGUCUACCUAUGUCUGUCGGUGAACGUUGCUUUCCCAAUAGAAGCUCACCUUCUCCUCCUGCAGGUGAACGUUGCUUUCCCAAUAGAAGUUCACCUUCUCCUCCUCCUGCAGGUGAACGUUGCUAUCCCAAUAGAAGCUCACCUUCCUCCUUCUGUGAACGUUGCUAUCCCAAUAGAAGCUCAGCUCCUCCUGCAGGUGAACGUUGCUAUCCCAAUAGAAGCUCACCUUUCUCCUCCUGCAGAGGAAUAUUGUUGUCUCAACAGAAGCUCACCUUUCUCCUCCUGUGGACUUAUUCCUCAGUCAGGGUCCGGACGGAUGCUCAUUUCAUCGUGGUGCUUGUUCUCUGUGAUAAUGGCGUCCAUCUUCAGCGGUAAACUCAUAGCAACCCUCGCUGUCCCUAAGACACCAGCUCCCUUCCUCUCCCUGACAGAGAUGUUGAACACUGACUGGUACACGUGGGGGAUCGUCGGGGGAGAGGCCCAUCAGCAGUUUAUAUCGGAAUCAACAGAUGAUGUUCUCAUGAGGUUGUGGCAGGCUAUCACCGAGUCCAACAAGACCAGUUCUUCUGUAACAAGCAGUAAUGUUUCCAAGCACAUGGAUCAUGUGUUACGGGGCGAAUACGCUUUGGUUUAUACACGCUAUAAACAGGAGACCCCUUGGAGCUGUGACGUGGAUUUCCUGGGACAAAAAAUAGCCGUCUUCACUGCAAGCCUGGCGAUGCCGAAAAACUCGCCGAUUGCUCCAGAUUUUAAUAAGGUGUUGAUGGCUCUUACAGACCGAGGCAUCCUACAGAGGUUAGAGCGUAGAUGGUUGUCAGCAAGUAGCACAUGUGGCACAACCACAUCACGCACUCGAGAAGUGACGGAACAGGACCUUCAGAGCGCGUUCUAUACUCUCAUAAUAGGCAUCGUGUCAGCAUCUUUCGUUCUGGGCACCGAGGUACUAUACGUACGUAUUGUCAAGGCGUCCUAG